AAUAGCUUUUUUCAACCCCGGCCGCUUAUUUCCAAAGCUUGAAGUUGGUUCCCGGUUCCUAGAUUUCCCGGUUUCCCACCUCCCUUGUGCACUCUCGGUUUUCCUGCUUCUCUUUUCUUAAGAAACUGUUUCAAAGGCUCAAGAGCCCUGUAAGACCUUUGAGAAUUAUUGGGCCUUUUAUAAAGGGCUUCUAGAUAGGAAGCUUUGCCUCCUCCAGGAUGGAGAUGCGGUGAUGGGGACUGCUGACUCGUGAGCUGAUUUCCAAAAAAGAAAAGGAAGGAAGAAGCUACAUCUUGUCAGGAAAGGAAAGGUGGCGACCUCACAGCAGCUCAGUUGCAAUCCCUUAACCCAGCCUCGCACCAGUGUGGCCACAGAAUAUACUGGAAGACCCACUCUUCUGCUUUCCCCAUAUAUAUUAAUGCCCGUAAUUUCUCACCAGUUGUGUUCCUCCAACUCACAGCAUCUGAGAAAAGCCAGAGGAGGUUACAUUUUGUAAACUGGAAUGAGCAAAUGAGUCACUUUCAAAAAUGGUUUUGCUCCAUGUGAAGAAUGGUGAUGAGAGCCAAUUUCUGCUGGAGACAACAGGCAGUAUUUCCAUUGAAGAUUUAACACAGGAAGUGACCAAGAUCUACAAUGGAAGGCUCAAAGUUCAUCGUGUUUGUGCAGAAAUAGAAACACUGGCAGAACAUGGUAUUUUCUUACCACCUAACAUGCAAGGUCUGACCGAUGAGCAAAUAGAAGAGCUGAAGCUGAAGGAUGAAUGGGCAGAAAAAUGUAUUCCAAGUGGUGGAAGCACCUUUAAAAAAGAUGAAAUUGGACGAAGAAAUGGCCAUGCUCCAAAUGAAAAAAUGAAACAGGUUUUAAAAGCAACAGUAGAAGAAGCCAAGGCACUAAUAUCUAAGAAACAAGUGCAAGCCAAUGUGUGUGUUAAUAAGGAUAUGGUGAAAGAUGCACUGGACCAGCUCCGAGGAGCUGUAAUGAUUGUUUACCCAAUGGGACUCCCUCCAUAUGACCCAAUUAGAAUGGAGUUUGAAGAUAAAGAAGAUCUGUCAGGAACUCAUGCUGCACUUGAGGUUAUUGAGGAACCAGAGGCACAACUGUGGUGGGCAGCAAAAGAACUGAAGAGAACAAAGCAGCUUUCUGACUAUGUGGGCAAAAAUGAGAAAACCAAAAUUAUUGUGAAGAUACAGAAAAAAGGACAAGGAGCUCCAGCCCGUGAGCCUGUCAUAAGCGGUGAAGAACACAAACAGAUGAUCCUUUUUUAUCACAGAAGGCAAGAGGAACUCAAGAAAUUGGAAGAAAAUGAUGAUGAUUCAUUUUUAGAUUCUGAAUGGGCUGACAGUCAUGCCUUGAAAAGACAUUUUCAUGGUGUAAAGGACAUUAAAUGGAGACCCAAAUGAAGCUAUGUAUGCAGUUUUUUUUCCUUUUUACAAGAUAAAUUAAUCCACUGAGGUUUACAAAUAACAUGGAUGAUAAAAUGUGCAUUAUAAUUAUUGUGAAAUAUUAGCUUCUAGUUUUGUAGAAGUGAUCUAUUGUUAUGAUCGAUUGCAAAAUAUAUUCAGCCUCUUUGACACACUUGCCUUUUAGAAAUAAAAAACUAAAGCUUAUUUUGUGAAUGCACUACAAUAGACUUACAAAUUGGAUGUUUAUAUUUUUAACUAGUUCGCCAGCAUGGCUGUCAUAUUAUUAAACUGGUUGUCGUCAUUCUA
Podarcis raffonei (Aeolian wall lizard) is the source of this 1709-nucleotide messenger RNA. RefSeq names its product cilia and flagella associated protein 298 (gene CFAP298). Bases 528 to 1400 code for a protein of 290 amino acids. The record is from RefSeq and is a predicted model, not a curated record. Gene Ontology annotation, biological process: regulation of cilium movement. The transcript has 9 exons. Lineage: Eukaryota; Metazoa; Chordata; Lepidosauria; Squamata; Lacertidae.